UCAUCUGGGGGGGAAGGGUGCAGCGGUUAAAUCCCUCCCCGGAUUUGGCCAACACGCACGCAUCUCGUCUGCUUGUAAACAGAAGCUGACACGUGACACUGAGAGCGGAGCUGCGAGACCGCAUUGUUUGCAAGCGGACAAAGAGCGACACACUGAACCCGGACAGGUGAGCGGACAGGUGUCAUGACAACCGACGAUAUCGCCGCCAAAAUGAAGCCGAGCUCUCCAUUUCGGUUACACGGCUGUGUCCGACGAACUUCUCCAUGUCUGACUCCCAAAUCCGACCGUUUGGAGGGAUAACGACGUCAGCUGCGCUCUCGCACGCUCGCACGCAACUGGCGGCGUGUAAACAAAGCUGGGAGUCCUUUGUUUCUCAUUACAGUUUAGUCCGUUAGUUCGUCUACGCCAAGUUUUACUUUUCUAGCUGGCGGCUAACGUUAGCCAAGUGGUAGCUAGCUGUAGCCUUUAGCCUCGACACAGAGGAGGUUUUUCUAGCUAACGUUAAUCCACGUAUCUGUUUUACUGGCUGGAUGAGAUGUCAUUCACCAUGGAGGAUCACUUGGAGUCCGGCUGGGUGUCCGUCCGGCCCAAAGUCUUCGAUGAAAAAGAGAGGCACAAAUUUGCUUUCAUCGUGGCCUGGAACGACAUCGAGGGAAAGUUCGCCAUAACCUGCCACAACCGAACUGUUCAGAGACGGAGCACUUUUCUGGACCCGCUCCUCGACUGUAACCCCUCCGCUACGCUUCCUGCCUCCGAUGCCUCCGUGGCAGAAAAACAAACAAAAAGUUCAGGCACGACGAGGAACGAUGCGGGUAAAAUUAGACCACAUUCCAUCCCCAAAGGAAAACCCGCAACGAAGAGUGUUGUUGGAGAUAAGAAGGGUUUAAAAGCCGGUAGUCCAAAGACAUUAGAGUGCGUCAGUCACGCAUUAGAGUCCUGGGAUAUUGUGACACCCAAAGUAAUAGACAUCGAGAUCCUGGACCCCGUAGAUGUCCUGCUCUCUCCAGAUGAUGCAGACCCAGGGGAUGGUGAGUCCAGCGGCCGUGAGGACUUUAGCUGGGCCGGGUUGUUCUCCUUCCAGGACCUGAAGGCAGUCCACCUCCAGCUGUGCGCCGUUAACUCGGAUCUGGAGCCGUGUUUACCCUCAUUCCCGGAGGUGCAGUCCGGCGUGUGGACGGUGCUCUUCGGUGCCCCCGGGCUGUCGCAGCGGGAGACGGACGCCUUGUGCUACCAGCUGCAGGUGUACCUGGGUCAUGCCCUGGACACCUGCGGCUGGAAGAUCCUCUCACAGGUGCUUUUCUCGGAGAGCGACGACGCGGAGUACUACGAGAGCCUGAGUGAGCUGAGGCAGAAAGGCCAUGAAGAUGCGCUGGAGCGGGCCAAACGACGCAUGCAGGAGGUGUUGGACAAGCACAAAGCCAUGGACAGCAUGGUGGAGCUGCUGCAGGUGUACCCCGAGGAGGACGGGGCGUAUGGAGAGCUGCUGGAGGCAACGACUCAGCUGUACCACUUUCUGCUUCAGCCUUUCAGGGACAUGAGAGAACUGGCAAUGUUGCGUAGACAGCAGAUUAAGAUCUCUCUGGAGACGGAGCGUCUGGGUCCUCGUCGGGUGGAGAGCCUGAGGAAGGAGGAUGAGGAGUGGGAGAAGAAAGCUCACGCUGCCGUACUGUCCAUACAGGACCUGACUGUCAAGUUCUUUGAAACCACAACUAGAGCGCAGAAAGCUCUAUAUGAGCGUAUGCGUGCUGACCAGAGGAAGUUUGGCAAGUCGGCAUGGACGGCAGCAGUUGAACGCAUGGAGCGGCUGCAGUAUGCCGUGUCCAAAGAAACUCUUCAGUUGAUGAGGGCCAAAGAAAUCUGUCUGGAGCAGAAGAAACAUGGCUUGAAGGAGGAGAUGCAGAGUCUGCAAGGUGGGGAGGACGCCAUACUGCGUCUGGACCAGCUGGAGGCGCUGUACUAUGAGUUACAGCUGCAGCUGUAUGAUAUCCAGGCUGAGGUGCUGCGCUGUGAGGAGCUGCUGCUCACUGCCCAGCUGCAGAGUCUCCGUAGGCAGAUGACAGAGCGACAGGAUGAGGUGGUGUACUAUGAUGCUUUUGAGAGCCCUGAUGCCAUGAAGGGCGUAGAAGAGCCCACAACCCCCCCAUCCCCCAUCAGAGAUGAAGAACUGAGCGUCUUACAGCUGAGGACACGGCAGCUCGAGGCCCGCAGGGGUCGCAUCACUGCUAAGAAAGUCUACCUCAAAAACAAGAAGGUACAGGGAGCAUGACGCUGGUAGUUGUUGUGGUCGAAGAACAUCUCUGAAACGUGUAGCUGUCUUUGAUAAUAUAUUGAGUUCUGUUCUGGUCUC
Messenger RNA from Monopterus albus (swamp eel), 2347 nucleotides. Its product is annotated as junction-mediating and -regulatory protein-like. The transcript is spliced from 6 exons. Lineage: Eukaryota; Metazoa; Chordata; Actinopteri; Synbranchiformes; Synbranchidae. The record is from RefSeq and is a predicted model, not a curated record. Gene Ontology annotation, molecular function: Arp2/3 complex binding; transcription coactivator activity. Bases 536 to 2266 code for a protein of 576 amino acids. Gene Ontology annotation, cellular component: nucleus; cytoplasm. Gene Ontology annotation, biological process: Arp2/3 complex-mediated actin nucleation; intrinsic apoptotic signaling pathway by p53 class mediator; positive regulation of apoptotic process.